Molecule: messenger RNA, 3057 nt
Organism: Impatiens glandulifera
Lineage: Eukaryota; Viridiplantae; Streptophyta; Magnoliopsida; Ericales; Balsaminaceae
Product: protein MEI2-like 5
Exons: 13
Coding region: 379-2712 (777 amino acids)
Molecular function (GO): RNA binding
Source: RefSeq, a predicted model, not a curated record
AAUUCUGAAAUACAGCCAAAUAAUUCUACUCAGAGAAAGAGAAAGAGAAGAGAGAGAAAAGCAUCUUCUCAAUUAAUCAAAUGAAAUGAAGUCCUCUCUUCUUCUUCUUCUUCUUCUUGUUUGAGUUCCCUCCAACUCCAAACUCCAAUCAUUCAUUAUAUAUAUAUAUUCUGUCCUGUCUUAUUCUGUGCUGUCUGCAGAGAGGGUGCCAUGUUUCUUUUUCUCUCUCUAUACUCUUUCGAAGAAGAAGAAGAAGAAGCUGUUAAUUCUCUUGUUGUUGUUUAAGGGCUUGUUUGAUCUUUGGUCUCCGGCUAAGUUUCUGCUUCAUUUGGAUCAGGGGAUUGGGGAAUUGAAUCAACAUUUCCAUGAGGUGACAAAAUGGAUCAAAAACAACAACAGGAUUUAGUUUCAGGAUUGUAUAAAAUUCCAACAGCUGAAAGUUCUAAAAGCAUGACAUUUGAUGCAAGCAUGUUUUCCACUUCCUUGCCUGUCUUCCCUUAUGAUAAAUUGAAUUACCCUGACCUGCACGAUGAUAGUGGUGGAAAUGGAAUAGGAAGAAGUUGUUUGGUUCUUCCAAGAGAUGAAAAUGAGCUUUUAGAUUUUGACCUUAAUAAUUUACCCUCGCAAUUGGAGGAAUUGGAAGAUGAUUUUUUCUACAGUGGUGGUGGGAUGGAAUUGGAGUCGUCACAAGAUGAUAUUAGUAAUAAAAUUGUUGGCGGCUUAUCGAAACUAAACUUUUCUGAUGGUGGAAAUGGAAUCCUCAUUCCUCCUCCGAUGGGUGGUGGUCAUUACUACCCUGUUGUUCCAAAUACAACAGCAGUAGUAGCUGGGGAACAUCCGAAUGGAGAACAUCCUUCGAGGACAUUGUUUGUUAGGAAUAUUAAUAGUAACAUUGAAGAUUCUGAACUCCAUUCUCUAUUUCAACAAUAUGGAGAUAUCAGAACUAUGUACACUGCAAGCAAACACAGAGGGUUUGUGAUGAUAUCUUACUAUGACAUUCGAGAUGCUCGAAAUGCAAUGCGUGCUUUACAAAAUAAACCCCUCAGACGCAGAAAGUUGGAUAUUCAUUUCUCUAUUCCCAAGGAUAAUCCGUCUGAAAAGGAUGUAAAUCAAGGAACCCUUGUUGCGUUCAAUCUGGAUGCUUCUGUAUCUAAUGAUAUUCUCUUUCAAAUCUUUGGUGCUUAUGGAGAGGUCAAAGAGAUCAGGGAAACACCACACAAACGACAUCAGAAGUUCAUUGAGUUUUACGAUGUUAGAGCAGCAGAAACAGCUCUACAAGCUCUGGACAGGAUUGAAAUAGCUGGCAAACGCAUGAAGCUUGAAGCAAGCCGGCCUGGUGGGGCACGCAGGAGCUUGAUGCAGCAAUUGAGUCAGGACCCUGAGUAUGAUGAUGUCCGAUUUAGACAGCAAGUAGGUUCUCCAAUAGCCGUCUCCCCUCCAGGUUACUGGCCACAUUUGGGUAGUCCAGUCGAUCACAGUCCUCUUCAAAGCCUCAGUCAAUCGCCAAAAUUCGGACCUAUAAGCCCAAUGAAGAGCAAUCAUUUGUCUGGAUUGGCCACCAUUCUACCUACCCAUGUUUCCAACACUUCUAGGGUUUCAAACCAGGUAAUUGGCCACUCAACAUCUACCUUUACUAGUUCAAGACAAACUCUUGGCGAAUCGAAUUCUGCUUCGUCUGGCAUUGGAAUGUUGUCUGGUCCUCAGUUUCUUUGGGGUACUAGUCCCUCUUCUCCUGUCUCAGAAUGCUCCAAUUCUUCAGUAGGACAGCAAUUUACAUCCCAGGGACAAGUUUACUCAGAAACUAAUCAUCGCAGAAUUUUCUCAAGUUCGCUUCACCAGCAGCACUAUGUUGGAUCUGCACCCUCUGUUUUCCCUCCUGAUUUGAACUUGGGGGGUUACUACCCAGACUCGCCUGAAACCUCCUUCAUGAAUCGAGUUCCAUUUGGUGGAAUGGAUAGGGGUCACAUGAUGAUGAAUGGAGGUGUCCGUUCGGCUAUAAAUCUCGGUUUUGGACAUACAGAGAAUAUUAACGAAAGUGGUUCUUCAAAUUCAAAAAUAAUGCCAUUGUCGAGUACUAGGCCUUUAUUCUUUGGGAAUGGUCCGUUUCAAGGAAUGGGUGGAGUAACCAGUAGUGAUGAUGGAUUACUUGACUUUAGUCGAAGCAGGCGAAUCGACUAUAACGUCAACCAAAUGGAGAUGAAGAAGCAAUAUCAGCUUGAUUUGGACAAGAUUAAGAAUUGUGAAGAUAUCAGAACAACUUUGAUGCUUAAAAACAUUCCAAAUAAGUACACCUCAAAGAUGUUGCUUGCAGCCAUUGAUGAAAAUCAUAGCAAUUGUUAUGAUUUUCUCUAUUUGCCAAUAGAUUUCAAGAACAAAUGCAAUGUGGGUUAUGCUUUUAUCAACAUGAUUUCUCCUUCACAUAUUAUUCCCUUCUAUGAGGCAUUUAAUGGGAAGAAAUGGGAAAAGUUCAAUAGCGAAAAAGUUGCUUCCUUGGCUUAUGCAAGGAUUCAAGGGAAGACAGCUCUUGUUUCACAUUUCCAGAAUUCAAGUCUAAUGAAUGAAGAUAAGCAUUGUCGUCCUAUUCUGUUUCAGUCCGAAGCCCAGGGUACCGAUCAGGAACCUCUCAACAGCAACCUGAACAUUCUUAUUCGUCAAUCUGAUGGGUCUUACACUGGUGAUUCACUUGAAAGCCCUAAAAGCAAUCUAACCUGAAUAGCCAAACCAUGAUAAGGAGAGCCAGCUCAUUCUCAACAAACAAACCUGGUACUAUUGUGGGUUUUCCAUUUUUAACAAACCUGGUACAGACAUCCAAAGUACAAUAAUAAACUUAGGGCACUGCAAAUAUUUAUUUGGCAAGACUUCAUUGAAGAAAGAAGCAGAGGAAGCAUUUUCUUUCUGUUUUCUUAAAGCGGAUUAAUCAAGGUUGUGUCCUAGUGAAUAUUCUUUCUGUUUUCUUUUGUUCUAGUUAGUAUAUAAAUAUUCCUUUCUAAGUGUAUAGAUUGUAAAAUAGAACUCUAAAGUGAUAUUAUGCAUAUCUUUCCAUUUAUUUAUGCAUCA